Molecule: messenger RNA, 3006 nt
Organism: Aspergillus pseudonomiae
Lineage: Eukaryota; Fungi; Ascomycota; Eurotiomycetes; Eurotiales; Aspergillaceae
Product: patatin-like phospholipase family protein
Exons: 6
Coding region: 1-3006 (1001 amino acids)
Biological process (GO): arachidonate metabolic process
Cellular component (GO): membrane
Source: RefSeq, a predicted model, not a curated record
AUGCAUACCAGAAGUGAGACUAACUGGCUGGAUGUCAGCCGUAGUAGGGACGGUACUUUUGUCAUUCGCGACUAUGGCCGGUUAGGACAGAUAGCAUCGGAACUUGUCCGACCUGGUCAUCAGCAUCCCACCCUUUCAGUCUUCCUUGGCAAAAAAACGAAGGAUAUUGCUCUACAGUCGAUCUUUCCCCAGAAUAAUAUUAGGCGAACAAAACCAAGGGCAAGUAUCGGCUUGCGAUAUGAUAUGAUUACAGUCGACAGCGACAACCCAAUACUCUUUGCAGAUGGAGACCUUAGUACAGACAGGGAUCAUCACGACCCUAUGCCAGGGGUGCAUGACUACUCGGUCACGUGGGAUCAUAGCAUCGACGCAUUGAAAUUAAUAUAUGCGUGCUUGUUAUUUUUAUUUUCGGAUUGUGUCUGUAUCUUUGCCGAUGACUAUCCCAAUCUCCUUACUGUAGCCGAAUUUUUAGUUGUUUGUACCCGCUUCCGACCUGCGUCAGGGCUGCCUGAGGCAAUCCGGCCCCGGGUACUUGUGGUGCUACAGAACGAUCCAGGCAACGCUAUGAUUGAUAAAUUCCACGAAAAACUCCGAGAGGUUGAUUCAGCCUCCUUCUCCGGGUCAUUCUAUUCCGUCAAUUUGUUCUAUUUGGGCCAGGCCUAUUCGGAGUCAACGAGAUACGAUAGUCUGCGCACAUGGAUUAAAAUCCAAACCAAUAAUAUACAGGCUGCCCGCCGGGAAAAGUGGGUAUGGUGGAAUAUAUUACACCUAAAGGCAUUGUUUCUGUCGGCAAUCCGGCAAUUUACCUCCGAUGACCCUCCUCAAUUUGAUAUCGUAAAGGCCUCCAGGGAAGCGAAUCCUGUCACUACCGGAUUGAGUAGCCAUAUCUCACAUUUCUUAGAGCUCGGCGUCCAGGAGGGAUGCCUCUUGGAAAUUUUACUUUCGGCUAUCGCGUCUGCCUUGCUAAUGGACCAUUACACACCCGAGAUGAUACUACUGGAUCCAAAAGCAGUGUUCCAGACACUAUAUCGUUCCUCGAUCGUCCAGGCAUUUCGCAAUUACAGAGGCCCAGCCUUUUCCCGUCCGUUGGCGAUCAUAGUUUAUGACUUGGAGCGAGACUUUGUGAGACAGUUUCACUCGCUAGUCGAUCGCGGACUGGCAUCCGUGGACCAUCGGCGUGAACAGCUUUUGUCAAUGAACUAUGAGCUGGGUCGUCUGCAAUCAGACAGAAUUUGCCUCUACUGCCUUGUUCGCACCGCGCAACACGCCCUGCCCUGUUGUCAUAACAUUUGCGAUGUUUGUCCUCAACUAUUUGGGACCCCAGUGUCCAGCGCAGAGUAUCAGUUCACACUGUCUUCCUGCCUCCUUUGUAAUUCCCAGGCCAAGUUUGUGGUCGAUGUCUUGCCACCUACCAUGAAUCCAACAAUUCUAGCGAUCGACGGUGGGGGUGUUCGGGGAGGAAUUCCGUUGGAGUACAUGAUCAUGGUCCAAGAAAGUUUAGGCCCUGGCUGUCAGUUACGAGACCUCAUUGAUCUUGCCAUUGGGUCCAGCUCGGGUACAGGAGGCUUGCUAGUUCUAGGCCUAAUUGGCAUGGAGUGGGACGUGUCUCUAUGCUCCGAAAAAUUUGAUUUCCUCGCCCGUCGGAUCUUCCGCGAGCGCCGACAGCCAGUAGUAUCUCGACUGCUUCACGCAAUUCUUGGACAGGAUUCGCUGCUAGGUAACAUUCCAAAAUGGCUAUCAUGGUUUCUCCACGACAGUUGCUACGACCCGAGGCUGUUCGACACUACUCUACAGGACGCGUUCAGCAGAUACAAACGUAUUUUUGAUCCAGCUUGCGGGACCUCUCAUCCAACGCUUCAGUCCAAACCAAAGUUUGGAGUUGUUGCAGCAAGCAUCGCCAAGGACACACGAUCUUUCAUUUUUGGCAAUUUCAAUGCGGUAGAUUGGUUUUCAAAGGGUUAUGAUUAUGAGUUAUUCCGAGCUGAAACCAGAGAUACGGAACCUUUGAUGUGGGAAGUUGCAAGGGCUACUGCAGCCGCGCCAUUCUUUUUCUCAACGGCGCAUCUUCGGGACAUUGGUUCCUUUCAAGAUGGGGGAUUACAGGACAACUUCGCUGCUGGUAUUGCUUCCAGACUUUAUCGCCGAAUAUGGCCUUCCAAGAACGGAAUCGCAAGGCUUAUCUCAUUGGGUACCGGUGACACCGGCCCCUCCUCUGAGCGAUCACCACAUUUUCGCCAUGUUUUCCGGGAUGGAUUUCUCAGAAGGGGAUUUGACGCCUUCAUGGCAAAUUUGGGUGCUGCGUCUAAGUGGCGGCUACUGGUGGAACAGCUGAACAGCGCCGUAAGGCCCGACUAUAUCCGGAUGGACGUAUCUUUGAAUGACAUGGCAUGUACAAUCGACAAUGUCGAAGCCAUGGAUGAUUACCGUAAUUUAGUCAUUCUCCAGCCUGGGAGUGCCAAACAGGCCCGAGAAGCAGCAACGGCUCUGCUUGUUGCUCGCUUCUAUUUCGCGUUGGAUCAUCAUGUGGAGGAAACAUUUUCUGAGACACUAACCUGGUGCCACGGCACAAUUCGAUGUAAAGGACCAGCCAAACCUAUCGUCAAUGCUCUUCGCCAGCUUCACCCAGAAACUAUCGAGUUCACCACUGAUUCAGAGUCCCUCGUCAAGUUCGGUGGCCUUGGUGACAUAUGCCUUACCUGUGGACGCUACAAAAAACACGUUGCCCUCCUUUUAAGACAUCCGGCAGAGGAAAAAAACAUAUAUUUACGUAUCGGCCGCCAUCAGAAGUGGAGAAUUAGCGGAUUUCCCGCCAGUGUACAAUCUCUUGACACGAUACAGCGACUAGGAGAUCAUCCAUUCGGCCGGCCCGAUCAUGGGCGGCCAUCUAUUGGCCCGUGUGAUUCGUGUGAUAGUCAGCCCAGUCGUUUUCGGGGGCUUCGCAGAAAGCGUACAUCGUCAAUAUCUGCGGAAGACAUGGGUGGGAAACGAGUUUGUAUCGUGGGGUAA